GUUCCCGUUAUUGCUCACGUCAGGCGAAGUGCAUACAUCGAUAUUUCCUUCAGGCUUCAGAAACUCAGACGAAGUAUAUCGAUAUUUCCUUCUGAAACUGUAGCCUACCCUAGUGUAGGUAGGCCUACUGCUGGACUGUGGAAACUCAAAAUUCUGGUUAACAGAUUUCUGAGUUCUUUUUUUCUUUGACCUUUUCGGAACUACACGCUGAGCAAGGCAGUUGGAGAUGGCCCUGGAUGAAAAGUACUUUAGAGAAUUAGCAGACUUGCUGGGACCGGAAUGGCAGAGAUUAGGUACAGAGCUGGACUUUGACAAUAAUAAGAUGUACAGGUUUGAAGUGGAUCAUCAUGGCGUGUCCAACCAGAUCUUUGCAAUGCUGGUAGCUUGGAGGCAGAAAGAAGGAGUUUCGGAAUUAGGUGCAAGAGAGAAGUUGCUGACUGCACUGAGGAGGGUAGACAGGAAUGAUUUGGCUGACAAGUUACAAGCGAGAACGGCUGUUGCAGUUCCCCAAGGAGCCCCAGUAGACACGGCAGAUGCAGCCUGCGGUGGGGUUCAGAUCACAGCCAAUAUCAUCAAUCCACAAGAAACAUCAGCUCAGCCACAGUCACAGACGUCUUUUAAUUAUAACCAGCCGCAACAAGCUCAUCCUACCACCUACACCUACCAUGCACCGCCUGGCACAGUUCCUUACGUCGGCCGGCUCACCAUUACCGGCAGAAACAGCCCCGUCAUCAUUGGAUCCGUCUCACAUAGCACCUUCAAUUUUGGGGGUGGCGGAGGUAGCAGUGGUGAUCAUAGAAAUUAACAGAAAACGGAAUCCGUUUCCUGUAAACACCUUUGCCGUUUCCUGUAAACACCUUUGCUCUUAUACAGUACCAAUCACUGAUUUUGUACUUAUUCCGACCAAAAUCUUGUCAAGUUCGUCAAUCGGUAACAAGUUUGCUGUUAGCUCAAAAUGCUUUCACCCUAACAGAACUCAACCCAUCAAAUCCCAACGGCAUUGUUGGAAUCUGUCAGGAUGAGUACAGUACCCCUAAACUGACAGUCUUUAACAUUGGGUUGGCACACUUCCAGAAUCAAAGUCAGAUGUAUAUGUGUGUGUGUGCAGUUUUCCGUAUGGUGUUGGGAUUUGCCAGGAUGGCUAGGAUUCUUCCUGGGAAUAUUUGUGUAACAUUUUCUUGGAUUCGGGGAAUAGAUUUAUGUAUAAGUAUGCCUGUUUCAUCACCGAAAACUUGACAUCUGCUUUUGAAAAUUCUUAAGCGCAACAUGUACAACCAUGUUCUAUGGUUUUGAAAGUUUCAUCUACUUCUUAAAAAAAAAGUUUUGUUUUUUUUAAAUCGUGACUUCAGAGGGUACAUUUCCUCUUCACUUAAAGACAUACUUGAAUAGUUCCAUAGAUGAAAUAGAGUUUGGUUUUACAUGUAUAUUUGUCAUUUUUUUUUAAUGAAACCUGUGCUGAGACUACCAUGUACCAUAAUUAUUCAAAAUAAUUUUGUGGGGAAAAUGCAGCCCAUAUAUUUUGUAAACUGUAAUUCACUGAAAAAUAAUUAUAUCAGUAAGAUAAUGCAAAUAAACAAAUAAACACCCUAAGGCCAAAAAAAAUAAGUCUCCGGUUUCUGGUAUGGUGCUU
Molecule: messenger RNA, 1630 nt
Organism: Patiria miniata (bat star)
Lineage: Eukaryota; Metazoa; Echinodermata; Asteroidea; Valvatida; Asterinidae
Exons: 3
Coding region: 227-805 (192 amino acids)
Biological process (GO): signal transduction
Molecular function (GO): protein binding
Source: RefSeq, a predicted model, not a curated record